Molecule: messenger RNA, 1325 nt
Organism: Setaria italica (foxtail millet)
Lineage: Eukaryota; Viridiplantae; Streptophyta; Magnoliopsida; Poales; Poaceae
Exons: 10
Coding region: 92-973 (293 amino acids)
Cellular component (GO): chloroplast membrane
Source: RefSeq, a predicted model, not a curated record
GAUAGACCUCGCCCUUUGCUCCCAUGGCUUCCGGCUUCUCCUCCUCGCCGUCGCGUGAGACUGCUCUAAAACCCUAGGCGUUGAGACCCCAAUGGCGACGGCGACCGCCGCGGCGGCCGCGCCCGCAUUCGCGCUCACACCAUCCCUCUCGCGCCGCGGCUUUCUCCCUCUCCCUCGCCGCGCCGGCCGGCCCAUACCCCAUUCGCUGCGGCUGGUCGCGUCGGCCGUGAGGCGGCCCCGCGGCGCGGUCGUGGUUGCGGCGAACGCGGCGGCUGCGGCAGGGAGCGGGGAGUUUGGGGACGAGGAGAACCCGUACGAGCUUCUGGGCAUCAGGCCGCUCGACAGCUUCGACCAGAUGAAGAUGGCCUACAAGAAGAAGCGCAAGGACGCCGAGGAGACUGCAGACGACGAAUUUCUGGCCAAGUUGGACAGGGCCUUCGACACCGUCAUGAUGCAGCAGCUGCAGUAUCGGAAGAAGGGAGUCACAUACGGGUCUGUUCAGGUGUCCAAGGACAUCAAGUAUGCUGACAAUCAACCAGUAGUGCCCUGGGGACCGAGAUUCUCCAGAUCAACAGUGAAGGACAUGCGCAUAAAUAUGGCAAUAUCAGCAGCAUUUGUUGUUUGGAUAGCUAUAAUGGGCAAUGCAGACUGGAAGCCUUUGCAGUUCCUGUGUUUUGCUUUCUUCUAUAGAAUACUACAGAAGCUAAGAGCUACUGAACCACCAAUCACUCCAAUAUACAAUGAAUAUGGUGAGGUUGAAGGACGGGGGAUACGAAUGGCGAAAAGAGUAGUCCGCGCAUUGGGUUUGAUAUUUGGAUGUGUUUUCACUGCGUCCCUGGGUUAUACAGCAGCUAUUAACUUGAUUGAGCUUUCAUGGCAGUACACUCCCCGUAUUGUUUAUUACUACCAGGAGAUGAUUGUUACCGCAGCUGCAGCCUUUCUUCUGUAUAUCACAGCUUCAUACUAUCGAUGAACACGACAAGGAAUUUUGUUGAGGCUUAGACGGUCCUGAGAUGUUUGGACAUGCCAAGUUUCAGUCAGAGGCCAACUUGACUGGUAGUGCCUUGUCCAUCGAGGGAAAGUCAAGAAUCCACAAAUUUUGUAGCAUACUUUACCAGCAUCUGUCAGGUGUGAGGCAGAGAGUUUUUAGUGCAGGCUUUUAUGUGAGCAGUUAUGGAUUCACCGGCACAAUGCUGAUGGCUGAUGAAAACAUUUCGCGUGCAUAUUUCAACAGCAGUGUAAUGUAUGGAAUUUUUAUUAGAUGUCCCUAUACUCAGAUACUUGCAAUGCACUUGAUCAAUUAAGGUGAUUCUGUUGUUAGGCUA